UCUAGGAGCGUGGGCCGGCCUCCCUAGCCAUCUGGCGUCACUUCCGGCCUGCAGGUGUGCCUCGCCAGGCCGUCCAGUUUCAGGCAUGACCUUACCGUCCACCGUCCACCUGGGACUCCCGCCUCCCGGCCGCCCGUAUCGCCUGGCCCUCGUCGCCGGGCCCUACCGCUACUACCACUACGGCUGCGACGGGGUGGAUGACCGAGGCUGGGGCUGCGGCUACCGGACCCUCCAGACGAUGUGCUCCUGGCUGACGGCCGCCAGGGGAGGAGGAGAAGAAGGAGCCGCCGUCCCGUCCCUGAAGGAGAUCCAAGAGGCCCUCGUGGAGAUGGGGGACAAGCCCGCCUCUUUCGCCGGAUCCCGGGACUGGAUCGGUACGGUAGAAGCCGCCCUCUGCUUGGAUCGUUUCUACGGCGUGCCGGGGAAACUCCUCCACGUCCGCGUGGGCCGAGAUCUGGAAGGGGAGCUGGAGACGUUGUACGCCCACUUUCGGGACGGCGGGGGCCCCGGGAUGAUGGGGGGAGGCCGGGACAAUGCCUCCAAGGGCCUGCUGGGGGUCUGCUCCGGCCCCGAAGGGCACCACCUGCUCGUCCUGGACCCUCACUUCUACGGCGGAGCGGGCACGCUCAGCCGGCAGGACGCUCAGGCGCAGGGGUGGGUUUCGUGGCGGGCGCUCGGCUCCUUCGAAGAGACCUCCUUCUACAACCUGUGUUUGCCCCAGUUCUGGGCCAAAAAGUUGGGCCAGGCUGCCAAGAAGGCUAGUUAAAGUUGCCAAGAAAUAGUACAAAACCCAAAGAGUCUCCGAACCCCAA
Messenger RNA from Notechis scutatus (mainland tiger snake), 812 nucleotides. RefSeq names its product UFM1 specific peptidase 1 (gene UFSP1). Gene Ontology annotation, molecular function: deUFMylase activity. The record is from RefSeq and is a predicted model, not a curated record. Lineage: Eukaryota; Metazoa; Chordata; Lepidosauria; Squamata; Elapidae.